GAUAGCUACAGCUCUCAGGGUAUUUCUCAGCCCCCAACCCCAGGCAACCUGCCAGUCCCUUCCCCAAUGUCCCCAAGCUCUGCUAGCAUCUCCUCAUUUCAUGGAGAUGAAAGUGAUAGCAUUAGCAGCCCAGGCUGGCCAAAGACUCCAUCAAGCCCUAAAUCAAGUUCCUCUACCACAACUGGAGAGAAGAUCACAAAAGUCUAUGAGCUAGGAAACGAGCCGGAGCGCAAGAUGUGGGUAGAUCGGUACCUCACGUUCAUGGAGGAGAGGGGCACGCCUGUGGCCAGUCUGCCGGCUGUGGGCAAGAAGCCUCUGGACCUGUUCAGGCUCUAUGUCUGCGUCAAAGAGAUUGGAGGUUUAGCACAGGUUAAUAAAAACAAGAAGUGGCGUGAGCUGGCAACCACCUUGAACGUUGGCACUUCGAGCAGCGCAGCCAGCUCCCUGAAAAAACAAUACAUUCAGUACCUGUUUGCCUUCGAGUGCAAGAUUGAGCGAGGGGAGGAGCCCCCUCCAGAAGUCUUCAGCACUGGAGAUACUAAGAAACAACCUAAGAUUCAGCCGCCAUCUCCUG
This is a messenger RNA of Pelecanus crispus (Dalmatian pelican), 574 nucleotides long. The record is from RefSeq and is a predicted model, not a curated record. NCBI's taxonomy places the organism in Eukaryota, Metazoa, Chordata, Aves, Pelecaniformes, Pelecanidae.